AUGGAAGUCUCAAAUCACGCCAGAAAACGGAAAGCAAUCGACGCCGGAAACAACUCGCCGCCGUCAUUACCUCCGGCGUAUCAAAGCUCAGACGGAUACGAGCCUAACUCCGUAGAUCUUUCUCUCCUUGAAGCACUUGAGAAAUCUUCGCAAAAUCCAGUAGAGGCGGUUGAUGUUAAAACCCUAAAAAAGCUUGUCCUCUCCUUCGAGCGUCGUCUUAGAGACAACAUAGCUGCUCGGCUCAAGUAUGUGGAAAAUCCGGAGAAGUUCGCAGACUCUGAGGUUGAUCUACACGAUGAUUUGCAAAAGCUCAAGGUUCUCGCUGGUGCUCCGGAGCUUUACCCGGAGCUUGUUGCUUCCAAUACGGUUCCGUCGAUUGUGAAUCUCCUCUCUCAUGACAACGUCGAUAUCGCGAACGAUGUUGUUCAGCUUCUUCAGGAUCUGACUGAUGAAGAUGCAUUAGAGGAUAAUGACGAGCCUGCGCGUGUGUUAGUCGACGCGUUGGUUGAAAACAAUGUGCUCGAGCUCUUGGUUCAGAAUAUGAAUCGGUUAUCGGAGGCAGAUCCAGAUGAGGCCACGGCUAUAUAUGCAACCUUGACGGUGAUUGAGAAUUUGGUGGAAGUGAAACCUGCGGUUGCUGAAUUGGUUUGUGAACGGACGAAAUUAUUACGGUGGCUUCUGGUGAAGAUUAAGGUUAGGGAAUUCGAAGGAAUCAAGCAGUACGCGUCUGAGAUUCUGGCGAUUCUGCUGCAAAACAGCACGGCGAAUCAGAAACGGUUAGGGCAAAUGAAUGGUGUUGAUGCUGUGCUUGAAGGUGUGGCGAUGUAUAAGUCGAAGGAUCCUAAAAGUCCUGACGAAGAAGAGAUGUUAGAGAAUCUGUUUGAUUGUCUGUGUUGUCUCUUGAUGCCAUUGGAGAACAAGGAGAGGUUUGUGAAUGCGGAAGGAGUUGAGCUGAUGAUUAUUAUCAUGAAGCAGAAGAAAUAUGCUUACGGAUCUGCAAUUCGGGCUCUUGACUUCGCCAUGACCAAUUAUCCUCCUGCUUGCGAGAGGUUUGUUGAUGUUAUGGGACUGAAAACAGCAUUUGCUGCUUUCAUGGGUAAGGCAAGUUUCUCAUUCCCAGUUUCUUUGUCUCUAAUGAUUCCACUAAACAAGAGGAUCAAAAGGGAAAGGUAUAAGGAGGAGCUAGAGGAGCGGGUUAUUUCGCUGAUUGCGUCAUUAUUUGCUGGGAUUUUAAGGGGAUCUAGAAGAGACCGUUUGCUAAGCAAGUUUGUUGAGAGUGAAUACGAGAAGAUUGACCGUCUUAUGGAACUAUACAUGAGAUACUCUGAUAGGGUUAGAUCAGAGGCUGAGAGGUUAGACCAACUUGAGCUUGAUGACCUUGAGUUGGAUGAAGAUGAAAAAUAUAAUCGGAAGCUAGAAUCAGGCCUCUACAGUCUUCAGCUUAUUGCUGUCAUUCUGGGCCAUAUUUGGUGUUCCGAGCAUUCUGGAAUGAGAGCACGUAUCGAGCUGCUGUUGAAGCAACAGAAGCUUAGUAAAAACGACGUCAAGGAGAUACUUCAGGAAUAUCAUGACAACAUAGGAGAUCUUGAAGGACCGGAGGAGAAGGAACGAGGACAAGCAAGAAUUCAGCUGUUCAUAUCGGCAAUGUGA
This is a messenger RNA of Arabis nemorensis, 1650 nucleotides long. The record is from the annotation of a GenBank genome assembly. Lineage: Eukaryota; Viridiplantae; Streptophyta; Magnoliopsida; Brassicales; Brassicaceae.